AAGUGUGUUUCCGGUAUAACGUGUGUGUUGAUCGGUGCUCAGCCCUUUUUUUCCUCUUGGCUUCCAGUAGAGCAGUCACUCACUCAAGAGUCCCGGCUCCCUCACCUGGUCACCCCCCUCGUACGGCGUUAUAUCUCAACCCGGUGGACAUGGCAUCCGUUUCGGCACCAGCUCAGACAGCAGCCGCUGCGUCUGCAGCUCUGCAAAGAGGAAUUGUGAAGAUGGUCUUGUCGGGCUGUGCUAUCAUUGUGCGGGGCCAACCUCGAGGUGGCCCACCCCCGGAGCGCCAGAUCAAUCUCAGUAAUAUCCGAGCAGGGGCAAUGGCCCGCCGAGCUGCUCAGGGCCAGCCCGACACCAAGGACACCCCCGAUGAGCCAUGGGCCUUUCAAGCCAGAGAGUUCCUGCGGAAGAAACUAAUCGGCAAAGAAGUGUGCUUCACUGUGGAAAUCAAGACUGCUUUGGGCAGGGAGUACGGCAUGGUCUACCUGGGGAAAGACACAACCGGCGAGAACAUUGCUGAGACUUUGGUGAACGAGGGCUUUGCCACAGUCCGCAGGGAAGGAAUCAGAGGGAACAAUCCAGAUCAGGCCAGACUCUGUGAAUUGGAGGACCAGUCAAAGUCUUCUAAGAAGGGCUUAUGGAGUGAGGGCGGCGGCACACACACAGUCCGCGACGUCAAAUACACCAUCGAGAAUCCCCGCAACUUCGUUGACUCCCUGCACCAGAAACCCAUCAACGCCAUCAUCGAGCAUGUGCGUGACGGCAGUGUUGUUCGUGCCUUGCUGCUCCCUGACCACUACCUGGUCACUGUCAUGCUGUCUGGAGUCAAGUGUCCCACGUUCAAGCGAGAAGCGGAUGGCACAGAGACGCCGGAGUCAUUCGCAGCAGAGGCCAAAUUCUUUACCGAAUCCCGACUUCUGCAGAGAGACGUUCAGAUCAUCCUGGAGAGCUGCCCCAACCAGAUCAUACUGGGCACAAUCCUUCACCCGAACGGUAACAUCACAGAGCUCCUGCUGAAGGAAGGCUUCGCCCGCUGUGUGGACUGGUCCAUGGCUGUUUACACCCAGGGAGCAGAGAAACUCCGCGCUGCUGAACGAUCUGCUAAAGAGCGCAAGGUCCGCAUCUGGAAGGACUACGUGGCGCCCACAGCCAACAUGGACCAGAAGGACAGACAGUUUGUAGCCAAGGUGAUGCAGGUGGUAAACGCUGAUGCCAUGGUGGUCAAGCUCAACUCUGGAGAAUAUAAGACCAUCCACCUGUCCAGCAUUCGGCCCCCCAGGAUUGAGGGAGAGGAGAAGAACAAGGACAAAGACAAACGUUUCCGUCCGCUCUAUGACAUCCCCUACAUGUUCGAGGCCCGGGAGUUCCUGAGGAAGAAGCUCAUCGGUAAAAAGGUCAACGUGACAGUGGACUACAUCAGAGCAGCUACUGGCCCAGGAGAAAGCACCCCAGCCUUCUCAGAACGCACCUGUGCUACAGUCACAAUUGGCGGCAUCAACAUAGCGGAGGCUCUGGUCAGUAAAGGCCUCGCCACGGUCAUCAGAUACAGACAGGAUGACGACCAGCGCUCCUCCCACUAUGACGAGCUGCUUGCCGCAGAGGCCAGGGCCAUCAAGAACGGAAAAGGCCUGCACAGCAAGAAGGAGGUCCCCAUCCACAGAGUGGCUGAUAUCUCUGGGGAGACACAGAAAGCCAAGCAGUUCCUGCCCUUCCUACAGAGGGCUGGCCGGUCAGAAGCGGUGGUAGAAUACGUCUUUAGCGGCUCCCGCCUCAAGCUGUACAUGCCCAAAGAAACCUGCCUCAUCACAUUCCUCCUUGCCGGUAUCGAAUGUCCACGCAGUUCCAGAAAUUUGCCGGGGGGCAUGCAGGUGGCCGAGCCCUUCAGCGAAGAGGCCAUGCUGUUCACCAAAGAGCUGGUGAUGCAGAGGGAGGUGGAAGUUGAAGUUGAAAGCAUGGACAAAGCAGGGAACUUCAUUGGCUGGCUGCACAUUGAGGGUGUGAAUCUGUCCGUGGCGCUGGUAGAAAGCGCUCUGUCCAAGGUCCACUUCACAGCAGAGCGCAGCGCCUACUACAAAACCCUGGUCUCAGCAGAGGAGGGAUGUCGACAGAGGAAAGAAAAGGUCUGGGCAAACUAUGAGGAGAAACCAGUCGAGGAGGUUGUGCAUCUAUCGGAGGAGAAGGAGCGAGUGGCCAACUACAGAGCGGUAUACGUCACCGAGAUCACCGACCAACUGCACUUCUACAGCCAGGAUGUAGAGACAGGAGGCCAGUUGGAAAGUCUGAUGGAGACUAUGAGAGCAGAGAUCGCCGCCCAGCCUCCAGUGGAAGGAUCGUACGCCGCACGCCGAGGGGAUUACUGCAUAGCCAAGUUCGCUGAUGGUGAAUGGUACAGAGCCAGAGUGGAGAAAGUUGAGUCACCGGCAAAGGUGCACGUCUUCUACAUCGACUACGGCAACAGAGAAGUUGUGUCGUCCACUCGUCUGGCUGCCAUACCCCCUGCCUUCAGCACCCGGACCCUGCCGGCACAGGCCACCGAGUACGCCUUCGCCUACAUCCAGGUCCCACAGGACGAUGACGCCCGCGCAGACGUGGUGGACUGCGUGGUGCGGGACAUCCAGAACAGCCAGUGCCUGUUGAACGUGGAGUACUCGGGCGCCACCUGCCCACUCGUCACGAUACAGUUCGGGGACACCAAGGACGACGUCGGCCUCGGCCUGGUCAAAGAGGGCCUGGUCAUGGUGGACAUCCGCAAGGAGAAGUACCUGCAGAAGAUGGUGACAGAAUACCUGAACAGCCAAGAAUCUGCCAAGAGCGCCAGGCUCAACAUUUGGCGCUACGGAGACUUCCGCGCGGACGACGCUGAUGAGUUUGGUUACCGCCGUUAAAAUAGAAACAAAAAUCGACCAUCCAAUCAACACCAUUCCAAAGACCAACGUGGACGGCGAGCGACGCAUCGGACAGAAGAAACAAGCAAAGAAAUUAGGACAAACUAAACGACAAGACUCACUCUUACUUUUUUUUGUUUAGACAUUUCAUCCCUCCAGGUCCGGACUUCUCAGCUCUACAUACCCAUUUCAUUUCUUUCAGUUAAGCCCCUGUAGCUCCAAAUAGAUCAUGCUAGCGAUGCUUGAAUAAAAUUUAGAAAAUGAAUCAUGCGAGAAUCACUUAACACUCAUCAUUUCUCUUCCUGAUGGGCCACUGCCAGCUCAAGCAGCCUGCACUAUUGCCAAUCUGUGUUAUUUGCCACGUUUCCCUUUCAGCAGACUCCCUGUGUGAGUCAUGACUUCAAUAAUCAUGUGUGUGUGUUUCCUUGCUCUCUUAUACUCACACCCGAGCCCUGCGCCCCUCUCUAUAUGGGACAGGAUGGGGGUAAAACGCUAUUAUUAUUUGCAGACAAAUGCUUCCACCCUUAUGAAUUUCAUGUAAAUGUGAGGAUAUCUUGAAAUGUGUAAAUGGAUUUAUUUUAGAGAAAUACUGUAGGUGGAGCCACACAGAUGAAAAGGAACACCACCACCACGAUGAUGAGUUUACUUUUGUCUUUGACGUAUAUCUGUGUGACGAUGAAAUUUGCGUAUGUUUUCGUGGAGAGUGUUUUGUCGUUUAUUCUUUAUGACCAGUAAAUAUGGACGCCACAUCUUCGUGGCAUUUUUAUCAUCUUUCUCCUUCUGUAAAGUUUACAUUCUGACAUUGGUUAUGAUCACGUCUCUGUAUGCCAUGGCAGAAACAGUGUUUGAAUCUAUUUCCACUUAAUGGACCUUUGCAUUCUAUUAAAAAUCUGCUGAAUAAAAAUAAGCAAACUUCAAA
Molecule: messenger RNA, 3804 nt
Organism: Scophthalmus maximus (turbot)
Lineage: Eukaryota; Metazoa; Chordata; Actinopteri; Pleuronectiformes; Scophthalmidae
Gene: snd1
Product: staphylococcal nuclease and tudor domain containing 1
Exons: 24
Coding region: 150-2885 (911 amino acids)
Biological process (GO): regulatory ncRNA-mediated gene silencing; mRNA catabolic process
Cellular component (GO): RISC complex; nucleus; cytosol
Molecular function (GO): nuclease activity; RNA binding
Source: RefSeq, a predicted model, not a curated record